AUGUCCGGUGGCGAUAAUAAAUUGCUGCUCCAGCUGAUUCAAAAGCUAGGCCUGGCCAACCAUGAGUCCGUUGCGCCGAAGACGACCGAAUUGCAGCGACUGCUCGAUAUCCGUGCGUCCGGUGGUUUGUUGGCCAAUUUCGGGGACUACGCGAAGGUGACACUAUGCAUCGAUCUCGCGUCCAGUCUACUAGGAUUACCGUUCGACGGUGAGACGGCGCUUAAGCUUUCCGGUCUUAAGAAAACUGCUUACGCAAACGGUCGCCGUACGUUGGAAAAAAUUCUCGACAUCAACAAAGUGAUCGGCAUCGGGGAGAUCUGCGUGCCGCUGGGCCUGAGCCAGGUGCAGCAGGAUGCAACUAAGCUGCUGGAAGCCUACAAGCGGUACACCACGGGAACCGGACAAAGCGAGAUCGAUUUCUCCCACCCACAGUACGCAGCGAUGGCCGUGUUUCAGGCCUGCAAAAAGCAGAAGGUGAAACCGCCCAAAACGAAGCUGCUACCCUUCAGCCACCUUAAGCCGACGCAGUGGAGCAUGCUGGAGAAAAAUUGGGAAAAGUUUUUAACCGUUGCACCGUCCAUUCGGCAACAAGUUGACAAGCUGGCUGAAGCAGCAACGCCGAAGGAUGGGCAGCAUCCGGAGCAGGGAAAGGAAAACCCGACCGGUGCCACUCGGAAGCACCGGAGUCCGGAAAAGAUCGAACCAUACCACAACUGGAAGAAACGAAUGCUGGAAAAGGCAUACCGUGAGCUGGAAUUGUUACGAGGCAGCGGUUAG
Messenger RNA from Anopheles nili, 777 nucleotides. RefSeq names its product origin recognition complex subunit 6 (gene Orc6). Gene Ontology annotation, biological process: DNA replication initiation; DNA replication. Gene Ontology annotation, molecular function: DNA binding. The transcript has 2 exons. NCBI's taxonomy places the organism in Eukaryota, Metazoa, Arthropoda, Insecta, Diptera, Culicidae. The record is from RefSeq and is a predicted model, not a curated record. The coding region runs from base 1 to 777 and encodes 258 amino acids. Gene Ontology annotation, cellular component: nuclear origin of replication recognition complex.